AUAAUCGCCUCUGACAACUAUCCCCGUAAUCAGCCUCAGAUCCGUUUCCUCACACCAAUUUUUCAUCCCAACAUUCAUCCAGAGACUGGCAGAAUUUGCCUCAGCAUACUGGAUGACUGGAGCAGUAUUUACAGUCUCCUCGACGCCAUCAAGGCGGUCCUCUUUCUUCUUUCCAAUCCAAAUUUUGAUGAUCCCAAUAACUCCUUCGGUACCUUGGACCCAGGAUACCAGGACAGAUUCGAUGAGGUGUGCAGACAAUUUCUUGCCGGAUUUCCCAUCAAGGGCAUGGUUCGACCGGCGAACGAGAACUGGUUGGCCAUGCUGAAUCGCAACCUUCCACUAAGUCGACUUCAGUGGUGA
Dibothriocephalus latus is the source of this 360-nucleotide messenger RNA. The record is from the annotation of a GenBank genome assembly. Lineage: Eukaryota; Metazoa; Platyhelminthes; Cestoda; Diphyllobothriidea; Diphyllobothriidae.